GCAUCGUGUCUGUUAUUUAGUGUUUUUUCUUAUUAUCGUGUGAAUAAACAUAUACAUUUAAGUGACACGUAGUAACGUACUUACCUACUAUCGGUUACGAAAAAAGAAAUAAGUAUGGCGGUAACGAGCGAUGCUAUGUAUAACGCAGGAACCAUCGUUCCAUCGUUUAUGUCGACAAACAUAUACUACGGUUACGUGCCGCAUUGUAAAAGAGAAAAUCAACGCAACGCUGCGUGCGAGCAUGCCGAAAUUUCGAAACCAUUGCUGUUCGAUUGUUGUUCGUAUGAUACAGCUAUGGAAACCGAUGAUGACGGAUGUGGUUAUUCUACGGUGUCAGGCCGUUUGAAUAACGAUUACGUGAUGCUGGAAGCAUCAGUACAGAAACGAUUAAAAACAAACGACAAACUACAACAAUGUCAACAACAGACAGCAUACAACGCGGAUACGCUUCGACACAGGAACCGGAAGCGAUGCAACAGUGAUCUCAGCCCCACAAGCCAACUGAAAAAGUUUCGGGAAGGCAGUGGUAAGGACCACGUACACUAUGGUACAGGAAGUACAAAGGACUAUGGAUUGGCUACUGUGUCUUGUGAAUCUGAGGCUUUACAUGUAAAUACUGCCAACAAUAUUCUGCAAGAAUCUAUGAUUACAAAUGAGAGCUGCUGCUGGACAGCAGGUAAUCAUAAUCUGUUAUAUAAUUCAGAAUGUAAACAGUUAUUGUCCAGUAAUGAACAUAAAUCAAUUGAAAACAGUGUUGAAUAUGAAAAGAUUUUAUUUGAAACACAUGGGUGCUCGAUAUACCAGUUCCAUCGAUUGCAACUGGUUGAUAAUGACUGUAAUGAGACAGAAUUUUAAACAACUGACAAUCAUUUAUAAUGUUUAUAUUUUUUGUAUUUGUAUC
Messenger RNA from Habropoda laboriosa, 901 nucleotides. RefSeq lists its product as uncharacterized. Bases 115 to 855 code for a protein of 246 amino acids. Lineage: Eukaryota; Metazoa; Arthropoda; Insecta; Hymenoptera; Apidae. The record is from RefSeq and is a predicted model, not a curated record. The transcript has 2 exons.